Molecule: messenger RNA, 543 nt
Organism: Nematostella vectensis (starlet sea anemone)
Lineage: Eukaryota; Metazoa; Cnidaria; Anthozoa; Actiniaria; Edwardsiidae
Product: ATP-dependent RNA helicase DDX42-like
Exons: 2
Coding region: 1-543 (180 amino acids)
Source: RefSeq, a predicted model, not a curated record
AUGAGCUGUCGACGUGAGGGUCUUCCUGAGGGACGAGGGCGACGUGAGGGUCUUCCCGAGGGACGUGGCUUUCUAGCAUCCAACUCAAACUCCACAUCAUCAUCACGAGGGCGACGUGAGGGUCUUCCCGAGGGACGGGGGCGACGUGAGGGUCUUCCCGAGGGACGGGGGCGACGUGAGGGUCUUCCCGAGGGACGGGGGCGACGUGAGGGUCUUCCCGAGGGACGGGGGCGACGUGAGGGCCUUCCCGAGGGACAAGGGCGACGUGAGGGUCUUCCCGAGGGACGAGGGCGACGUGAGGGUCUUCCCGAGGGACGAGGGCGACGUGAGGGUCUUCCCGAGGGACGGGGGCGACGUGAGGGUCUUCCCGAGGGACGGGGGCGACGUGAGGGUCUUCCCGAGGGACGGGGGCGACGUGAGGGUCUUCCCGAGGGACGUGGUUUUCUGGCGUCUAAUUGCUCCUCUUCUUCAUCGCUGGAGUCUGGGCGGUGUACGCGGAUGCACUUGUUAAAGGCAGUUACACACUUGAGGUUUUCAAUCUAA